Molecule: messenger RNA, 1158 nt
Organism: Paraglomus brasilianum
Lineage: Eukaryota; Fungi; Glomeromycota; Glomeromycetes; Paraglomerales; Paraglomeraceae
Source: the annotation of a GenBank genome assembly
AUGGCUUAUGUGGUUCGCGAAACUGAUGUUCAGAACGCUUUACAGACGAACGUUUUAUUUAAUCUGAACGUUGUCUUGAGAAACGACGGUAUUGUGUUCAGGUCACCUUCCGGUUCAGACAUGGACGGUCCGGGUUUAUCAGACUUUGUUGCAAAAAGAGAAAGUACUACCAUUCUUGUAAUCGAAGUCAAGAAAAAAAGUGGUUUGCCUAUUUAUAUUGGUAGGGAUUCAUCUGUGGAAUUUUUUCAGAAUCAUUCGAGAGGGAAAUGUGUCAUCUCACAAGCAUUUAGCUAUAUGGUCGAGAAUAAUCUUUUAUAUGGAAUAAUUACAACAUACGAUCACAAUUGGUUUCUUCAGAGAGAAGGAGAUAAUCACGAUCAAAUAUUGAUUUCAGAGGCUCUAUCUUUUAACAAUAAUAAUCCGACGGUGUUAAAAGCAUAUGCUUAUCUAGCCCUACGGGCGAAACAAAAUCAUUGUCUUCCGAAUCCUAACCUUAUAUCUAUACCAAACACUAUACCUCAGUCCGGAUACCUCACUCGUUCAGCUAAUAGAAGUCAAAACCAACAACCUCUAGGGGAGUCACAAUCAUAUUCUUUAAUGACACAACAAUCAUCAUCGGGCCAAUUUCAAAAUUUUCAACAAAGCGAUUUUAGCAAUAAGACUUAUCUAGGUUAUGGAAGAUGUGGGAAAACGUUCCGAUGUGAUUUUCAGGGUUAUGAUCUAGCCUUAAAAGUUACUGAUUUAUCGAAGAAAAAAGGUCUUCUACCUGAAUUGAUGCAGGAGCUGGAGGUCUAUUGCAUUCUCAAGGACAUCCAGGGAAUAUGUAUACCAAAAUUGGUAUGCUACGGUUAUCUAUUGAAUACACCAUACUUUGCUAUAGGAACGACUUUUGUUGGUAAAUCGUUGGAGAAAUUCAAGACUAUUACCAGAAUGCAAGAGCAGAAGGCUUAUAAAGCAUUGGAUGAAAUCCAUAAACGCGGUGUGCUUCAUAACGAUAUCAGAAAAGAAAAUAUCAUUCUUUGUGAUGAUGGGAAGAGAAUAUUCCUUAUUGAUUUUGGAAUGGCAACUUUCAGUACUGAUAGAGAAAAACAACUUGAAGAAAAAAUUGAGAUGAAAUACUGUUUAAGUGAUAUGAUAGAUGAUCUUAUACUUGAGUAG